GCCGAUUACGUCACAUACAUGCACCCUUAUUCCAAGAUGGCAGCCCCCAGUGCGUAUGGAAUUCCUAGACUACCGGGAUUUGUAUUCACUGAGAAACUAGGCAGUGGUACCUAUGCUACAGUUUACAAGGCAUAUCGAAAAAGUCAACAAAGGGAAGUGGUGGCAAUCAAAUGUGUAUCCAAAAAGAGCCUCAACAAAAUAUCAACAGAAAAUCUUCUCCAAGAGAUUGAAAUCCUGAAGAAGAUUAAGCAUGAAUACAUCGUGGAACUCAAGGAUUUCCAGUGGGAUCAGCAUUACAUCUACUUGAUAAUGGAGUUCUGCAGCGGAGGCGACCUGUCCCAGACCAUCCAAAAAAGAAUAGCUCUUCCAGAGGCUACUGUCAAAAGAUUUCUCAGACAGCUAGCCAGUGCCCUCCAGUUCCUUAAUUCAAGAAGCAUCACACACAUGGACCUCAAACCUCAGAACCUUCUCUUAUCAAAUUCAUACAGCCCAGUACUAAAGAUGGCAGAUUUUGGUUUUGCUCAGCAUAUCACAGAGGAUGUACAGACAGACAUGCUGCGUGGAUCACCCCUCUAUAUGGCCCCUGAGAUCAUAACAGACAGGAUUUACAAUGCAAAGGCCGACCUCUGGUCAGUUGGGGUCAUAAUGUUUGAAUGUCUUUUUGGUGGUCCACCCUUGGCGUCAAGUUCCUAUGCCCAGCUAGCUGAAAAGAUUAGAAGUCCUAAACCUAUUGAGAUUCCUACCUUUGUUGAGACGUCUGAUUCAUGUAGAGAUUUACUAUCAAGACUUCUCAAGAGAGAUCCAGGAGAGAGGAUAGACUUUGAAGAAUUUUUCCACCAUCCGUUCAUCGAUCUGGAACACAUGCCUUGCCAAGAUUCACUUGAUAAAGCUAGAACAAAUGUAAUGGUAGCUGUGAAAUCUGAUCAGAAAGGAGAAUGGAAAGAAGCAAUCAGGCUUUAUCUCAAAGCCAUGGAAUAUUUUAUCCCUGCCGUCCAAUAUGAGCAAGAUCCCACCAAGAAAGAAGCUCUAAGAACGAAAGCCAGUGAGUACAUGAGGAGAGCCGAAGAGUUGAAGGGAUUAUUAAAACCAAAGAAGACGUCUUUGAACGACUCCAUCCAGAGUGACGCUGAGCUAGCUUGCAGUUCUUCCACCGAAUCAGGACCAGUGCAUGAUAUCCAUCUGUUAGAUAAAAUGGCUAAUGGUAACCCAGAAAUGAAAGUUGCUGUGAAACUUGUCAAAGAUGCAAUAAGAGAGGACAGCAGUGAAGCAUAUCAGAUUGCACUUGACCUCUAUGAACAAGCUCUUGCUCAUCUGAUGCCAUUAUUACAAGUGGAACAAAAGGGAAAACGGAGGGAUCUACUGUUGAAGGAGACAGAGAAAUGCAUGGGCAGAGCCGAGGAUUUAAAGCAGUAUAUCGAGAUUGAAAAGAUGAAACCGAUGAGACAGUCUUCAUUGGACAGACACAUACAAGGAAAUGACCAUAGCAAGGAAUGUAAGUCAUUGAAUUAUUUCAGUUUCAUUUCAUUUGAUCCCCAUACCCUGUUCAGGUUUGAUAACAUCAUCAGCAACUAGCCACCCUAAAACCAACAGUAAGUUGCCAAAAAAUGAAUUUUUAUAUUGUUAUCGAACAUGAAAUAGUUUUCAAGAUUUGUUUCGGUGCGGCGCAGCAACAGCGAACAAUCUGUCCCCUGACGAAGUAGCCGUUCUUGGUCUAGCCAACAGAGUGGCAUUGCGGCCUGAAAGCACAUUCCAAGUUUAAGAUUAUAAUUUAUGUGACUUGGUUGGCUUUUGGUUGGCAGCUCGGGUCACAUUAAGAAUGUGUCAUUUUACAUUGUCUGCGUGCUUGAAAGCUUGUAUUAUUUCAGACUAAAAUGUUCAUUGUCUAUUGUUAGCCAUAAUGCAAAACAAUUUACUCAUAGAAAAAUUAUGAAUAAAAACUUCAUACAUAAAUGACAAGUAUUAAAAUAAAUAUCUGUAAUAACUGCUGGGAAUAUCCCAGAUAUGGCGAUUCAUGGAUACAGCAGGGGAGCUUGUUCCAGAGGCAUGGCGCGGCAGCAGCGAAUGAUCUGUUCCUGUCCUUGGUCUUGCCAACAGAGUGGUAUCAUUGCCUAAGCGCAGUCUAUGCCUUUCAGUACUUUUGCAGAGAUUAAUAUGCCAUUGUGUCAAGAGGAUAGGAUACAUACAGUAAAAGAAAUGAAUAUUCAUGCAGAUGAUGUGUGGUCAAGCUUUUGAUUCAAACUGUGCACAUCUGAGUUUGAAUAUUCAUAAGCUCAUCUCCAAAUAUUGCACUCUAAUUUGUUAAAGCUCAUAUGAACAGAUCAAGACAAAACUCAGGGACAGCUCAGGGGACGGCAAGGCAUGAUAAGUCAUAACAUUUUUGUGUGCACUAGACCUUUUAUUUAUUAUGGCAUUCAUUAGCUAGUUACAUGGAACAAAUCACAAACAUGUGUUAUGGUUUAAGUACAGCAUAUUGAUGACUAUCUAAUGAUGUUCUGGUAAGAAUCAAAUAGCCCUAUACGGCACCCUCAAGUCAAGUUGCGUAUCGGGUGAUAAAAUUUGUUUCAAGUAAUACCUUCAUCACCACUGUUAGUGAAUGGGGAAGCAAAAAACUCAUUAUUGAAAUGAGUCCCCCAACUGAUGGUGAUUCCUGUGUAGCUUUAUUCAAACCAGCACGGCAUCAUGGAUAUGUGAAGGGGCAGGGAGGUGGCAAAUAUGGCAAUAAUGAAAAAAAAAAGGUUUAUAACUUAAAACAAAAAUCAAUAUAUCAUCAAAUGGGAGGCUCAGUUCUAAUAUAGAGAAGAACUUUGGCAGAAAGGGUAGCCAUGCCCCCUCCCCUGCUUCUACAAUUGCAACUGUGUAAAUAUUGAACAUUACACAAUACAGUAUGCUAUUUAAUACAUUUAUCAUCCGAGAUGGAGUACUGUUUUGAUGAUGAUGAAUUUGCAUAUAGUAGGUGGCCAGGCUAGCUCAGUCGCAUAUUCUAGAUAUUGACAUAGUCAGACAAUGUGAGAGAAUAGAAGAAGAGAAUAAAUACUAGUAGAAUAUCUUUAGAUUCUUUAGAAUGCACAUUUCAGGACAAAUUGACUACCUAUUUUGGUGUGGCCAAAUGACUUUUAAGUCUUGGAAAUCAACCACAAUGGCCCGAAUUCACAAAGGUGGUUUUGAAAACCACCGGUUGAACCCAUGGUUUAUGCAGAUUGUCUGUAUAAAUUAUGCUUGAUUUGCCGUGUAUACUUAAAAGUGUCCAAUGUCGAUGCACGCUUUGGUCACAGUGCGCCAAAUUGACGCCUGUUGCCAUGGUUAAGUACGCUAUUUUAUUCAUGAGUCCACUGUUUUGAAUUAAUGAGCCCACUGUUAAAACAGUGGACUCAUGAAUAGAUUAGCGUACUUAACCAUGAAAACAGGUGUCAAUUUGGCGCACUAUGACAAAAGCUUGCAUCAGCAUUGGACUUUUUAAAAUAUACACGGUAAAUAAGCGUAAUUUAUACAGGAAAUCUGCAUAAACCAUGGGUUCAACCAAGGGUUUUCAAAACCAUCUUUGUGAAUUCGGACCAAUUUAUCUUAAAAAAAGAUUACAAAUUUCUACUGGCUCAAAUCAGGGUUGGGAAAAUAUUCAUCCUUGGCAUUUCAUUUGCAAUUAAUUAUAAUGUAAAUAAAUGAACAUCAAUUAAGAAUUCAUGUAUUUUUGUUUAAAGUCACAUGAAUUGGAUUUCCGAAUGCAUUAAUCAAAGUAGACAUAAAUUGGUUAAUGUAGACCAUAUUAAAUUCCAUAUGGAUGAAUUGUUUGAUCUAAUAUGUUUUGUUUGAUCUCAUAUAUUUUGUUUGAUCUAUUGAGCUUGUUAAUAUUUCUGGGAUUUAAUCAUUUCUCUGAUCUAAUUAUGGAGUGUUUUCCCCAGAGCAUUUGAAUCAUUACAGACUUGGAGGCAGUAUUACAGUCUCAGAUAAUCGAUAGACAUGUACUUAUGCAUCAUUUUCUUUUGAUGUCCUGUGUGGAGAGAGUAAUAUUUUUUUUAUAAAUGCCUGUGGUGAUUAGAUAAUUGCUAUGGUUUUUAUGAUCAGUGAUCUUUCGCUAUAUUAGUGAAACUAAUCCCAAAUGACAGUAAAUCAUUAUAUGAAAACCAUGAUUGCUAUUGGUAUUAGGGUUUAAUAGUACACCUGUACUUUGCGAAUUUUAGUCAAGUGUAGUGUCUGCGUGUGUGUGGGUGUGUGUGUGUAAUUGAGUCUUUACACACAUGUUUCAAUCAGUUAUGAUUAUUUACAUGUACCUCUGGGACCCACCUUUAACAUAAAAAAAAGCUAUAAAAGGACUUGCCCAAGACCAAUCCCAUUGUAGAGUUAGGCAUAGAGAUAGCUUUGAGCCAGGUGUAGAGUUAGGCAUUAGGCAGGAAUAGAGUCAAGCCUUCAUACAGUUAGACAUAGAACUAUCCAAAUUGCAUACUUGUGGAUU
Lytechinus pictus (painted urchin) is the source of this 4447-nucleotide messenger RNA. RefSeq names its product serine/threonine-protein kinase ULK3-like. The transcript is spliced from 13 exons. The record is from RefSeq and is a predicted model, not a curated record. Gene Ontology annotation, molecular function: protein serine/threonine kinase activity; ATP binding. NCBI's taxonomy places the organism in Eukaryota, Metazoa, Echinodermata, Echinoidea, Temnopleuroida, Toxopneustidae. Gene Ontology annotation, biological process: piecemeal microautophagy of the nucleus; peptidyl-serine phosphorylation; regulation of autophagy. Gene Ontology annotation, cellular component: phagophore assembly site membrane; cytoplasm; autophagosome. Bases 19 to 1572 code for a protein of 517 amino acids.